UGUGGCUUUAUAUCCUAUAAGGCUCUACAAGGCUCUGCAACGCACCUACCUACAAUAGUAAAGAUCUAAGCUGGUGCUAACCUGGAAGCUGCUAGGUGAAUACGGUCAAGCGCUAACUCUUUAGUUCCGCAGGGGAUUAGGCGCCUAUCUUAUCAAUUGAUUUAGUUAGGUACCUACCGCUGUACGACCAAGUUAAGGGACGACUCGCGCGCUUGGACCGAGGCACACGUCAGUUUAUUGAACAUUUAAUUCUAAUUUUGGCGGUUGCAGGUGUCUUCUUAGCUUCUAGGGGCGAGCCUUCCAAUGCUGAAUCAUAAGUCGUUGGCCGAAAUAUCCAUCCGAAACCUUCAAUAGGAUCGAAUCUUCUUCAAGAGCAUUUUAGUUCUUGAAGCUUCUUCCCUUCUCAACCAUGAUAUCAGCCUCCCGAAGAUGGUUACGCCGUAAUAGAACGCCAAUUGCUAUCGGUGUCGGCGUCAUUGGCGCUGGUUAUUUAGCGACUCAAUAUGUUCUUAGCAAGAUCAACGACGCGCGCGAGCGCAUGAGUAGCGAUCGCAUCGCGAAGGAAAACCUUCGUCGACGGUUCGAACAAAAUCAGGAGGACUGUACCUUCACGGUCUUGGCACUGCUACCGACCGCGACUUCUAAUAUCCUCGAGACCAUGAAUACCGAGAGGAUCACAUUAGAGAUCCAGCAGAUGAAGAGCAAGGGCUUACGAAACAGCGGGGAGUCAUCGGCUACACCGCCUAGCAUUGCUGAUACGACGAUGACCGAAGAAGAAGGGAAGAGCACAGUGAGUUUAGAGAGCGGCGUACAUGCGAGUCAACUAUCAUUGCCGCCCAUGUCUACUGCAGGGGAUGGCUCUCAAAAUGGCAGCCAAGCUUCCCAGAAGCCUAGCAGAAAGACCAAGAGACAGUUGUGGGAUGAUUUAACAAUAAGUUCAAUAACACGCGCUUUUACUCUUAUCUACACACUAGCUCUUCUCAGUCUGCUCACUCGAAUCCAACUAAAUCUCCUCGGACGACGAAGCUACCUAUCAAGCGUGGUGUCACUAGCAACUGGGACAGCCCAAUCAACAAUAAGCUUAGAGAACAACGACGAUGAUAACCCGGAACACGCCUACGGUAGUGACUUUGAGACGAACCGGAAGUACCUGACUUUCAGCUGGUGGCUAUUACAUCGUGGCUGGGUCGAAAUCAUGGAGAACGUUGAAGGUGCCGUCCGCGAAGUCUUCGGACACCUAAGCCCUCGUGACCUUCUGAGCUUCAAUACCUUCUCCAUCCUCACCCUCGAGGUCCGCAAGAAGAUGGAAGGCAGGUCAGAAGAGGAAAACAAGGGAGCACGACCAGGCGCCAAGUGGCUACCAUUCCUGCUGCCACCAACCAAGAUGGAAGACUUCGUUCUUAAGGAAUCAGGUGUCCUAGGAGACCACGCGCCAUCGACUGCCCAGCCGGGUGCUUCCUCAUCUGCUCCUCCUGAGACAUCUCUCCGUCGCCUCCUGGACGAGACAUCCGACCUUAUCGAAUCACCUGCUUUCACGCACGUUCUAACGCUUCUCCUCGACGCCGGUUUCUCUACGCUCCUGCACAAGAAACUUCUCCCAGGCGCCUUCGACACGCCAGGCGGAGCUUUCACUACUCCUCCUUCGUCGGAUAUGGGGGCGCUAGCAGGUCAACAGGCAGCGCAAUCAGCGGCAUCGUCGAAGAUUGUCCUACUACCUAAGGUCCUGUCGGUGCUAACGAGACAGGCACACGUCAUCGGCAACGGUAUGCCUAACGAGUACCUACAGGAUAUGGAGCAGGUGCGUGACCUUGAGGCCUUCGCGGCCGUCGUUUACUCAAGCAACUGGGAGAACGAGAUCCACCCAGAUGACGGUGCCUUCGCUGAGGCAGUUGCCAAGCGAGCGGCUACGGACGAGAAGGAAGCAGCCGGCGGUAGCGGGAGUAAGUUGUUAGGAUUAGGACCUGAGGGGAGCGGUAUGGGAAGAUUCUCGCAAGGCUCGACGGCGGGUGAGGAGAGUAUGGUUUUAAUCGAUCCUUCGCAGUCACAGUUGCAGAGCUCGUUCGAGAGCGCGUGGGGUAAGGCUACGGAUGCAAGGUAGAGUAAUGUGGGGAGGAUUGGUUAAUAAUGGUUUAGCAUGGACAAUAUACAUCACGUCUAAUAUAGCAAAAAUGGUCUUUACGUUGGCGAGCGGCGUAUUUCAUAAUAUAGGUAGUCUACGUUAAAAAGGACGGGUACGACAUUACAAAAUUCGAGGAUACCUACAUCAUCAAUACCUACAUCAUCAUAGCGUCGGUUGCGUAGCCGCUAGCAC
Messenger RNA from Annulohypoxylon maeteangense, 2311 nucleotides. Its product is annotated as Peroxin-3. Gene Ontology annotation, biological process: protein import into peroxisome membrane. NCBI's taxonomy places the organism in Eukaryota, Fungi, Ascomycota, Sordariomycetes, Xylariales, Hypoxylaceae. Gene Ontology annotation, molecular function: protein-macromolecule adaptor activity. Gene Ontology annotation, cellular component: peroxisomal membrane. The coding region runs from base 410 to 2098 and encodes 562 amino acids. The record is from RefSeq and is a predicted model, not a curated record. The transcript is spliced from 3 exons.